AUGCGGGACAAGCCACCCACGACUACUACUCUGUGCGACACGAUUGCAGCGAUGGCUCCGACACCAGAGUCGCAUCGGGUUGCUCGCUCACCCAACAAGACCAUCGAGGAUCUUCCCGAGGAACUGCUUCUGGAAAUCGUCAGGUUGCUUGGCUGCAUGCCUGCCUGCGACUACCAUAAGUUCCUGCACGGUCUUUGCUUGGUCAAGCCUUUCAAUCCUGUGGCUACGCAGAUGCUCUACGGCGGACAGGUUCUACACGUUACCAAUCACCCCUUGUUGCGCACGGUGCUGGAAAAGCCAAAGUUGGCGGCGCUCAUACGGCGUGUUCACCUGACCAAGGAAUUCACUUCACGUCUACUUGAAUAUUACCAUGAUUCCGAGAAAGAAGAAACUAUGGCGGAUCUCGAGCAAGCAGAUCUGUUCCGCCGUGCGAUAGCGCGAUACUCAUCUUGCAUACGCCAAACAUGA
This is a messenger RNA of Pyrenophora tritici-repentis Pt-1C-BFP, 468 nucleotides long. The record is from RefSeq and is a predicted model, not a curated record. NCBI's taxonomy places the organism in Eukaryota, Fungi, Ascomycota, Dothideomycetes, Pleosporales, Pleosporaceae.